Messenger RNA from Nestor notabilis (Kea), 1689 nucleotides. It is a transcript of the gene PI4K2B, whose product is annotated as phosphatidylinositol 4-kinase type 2 beta. NCBI's taxonomy places the organism in Eukaryota, Metazoa, Chordata, Aves, Psittaciformes, Psittacidae. Gene Ontology annotation, cellular component: trans-Golgi network; lysosomal membrane; endosome. The transcript has 9 exons. The record is from RefSeq and is a predicted model, not a curated record. The coding region runs from base 21 to 1178 and encodes 385 amino acids. Gene Ontology annotation, biological process: Golgi organization; phosphatidylinositol phosphate biosynthetic process; endosome organization. Gene Ontology annotation, molecular function: 1-phosphatidylinositol 4-kinase activity.
AUACAGGACAUAUUGCUGAUAUGAAUAUAUUUUUAGAUGAUCCAGAAUUUGCAGAGAUUAUUCUGAGAGCAGAACAAGCUAUAGAGUGUGGAGUUUUUCCAGAAAGAAUCUCUCAAGGAUCCAGUGGGAGUUACUUUGCCAAGGAUCCUAAAGGGAAAAUUAUUGGAGUGUUCAAACCAAAAUCUGAAGAGCCUUACGGACAUCUAAAUCCGAAAUGGACCAAAUAUUUUCACAAAGUUUGUUGUCCUUGCUGCUUUGGCAGAGGCUGCCUCAUUCCAAAUCAGGGAUACCUCUCUGAAGCCGGUGCCUAUCUUGUGGAUGACAAGCUAGGACUAGGAGUUGUACCUAAAACCAAGGUUGUCUGGCUUGUCAGCGAGACCUUUAAUUACAGUGCAAUAGAUCGUGCAAAGUCAAGAGGAAAAAAAUACGCUUUAGAGAAAGUGCCAAAAGUUGCUAAAAAAUUUAAUCGAAUUGGACUACCUCCUAAGGUUGGCUCCUUCCAGCUGUUUGUUGAAGGAUAUAAGGAAGCUGACUACUGGCUCAGAAAGUUUGAAACUGAUCCUUUACCUGAGAAUACAAGGAAGGAAUUUCAGUCACAGUUUGAAAGAUUGGUUAUCUUGGAUUAUGUCAUCAGGAAUACAGACAGAGGUAACGAUAACUGGUUAGUCAGGUAUGAAAAACAACAUGAUGGACUUGAUCUGUCAGAUAAGGAUAACCAGUGGACUGUAACUAAGGAAUCUACCAUUAAAAUUGCUGCAAUUGACAAUGGUUUAGCAUUUCCUUUUAAGCAUCCUGAUGAGUGGAGGGCAUAUCCCUUUCACUGGGCUUGGCUUUCUCAAGCAAAAGUUCCUUUCUCUCAGGAGACCAGAGACCUAGUUCUUCCUCGCAUUUCUGAUAUGAACUUCGUACAGGAUCUUUGUGAAGAUCUUUAUGAACUAUUUAAGACUGAUAAAGGAUUUGACAAGGCUACUUUUGAAAACCAAAUGUCUGUUAUGAGGGGGCAGAUAUUAAACCUUACUCAGGCAUUGAAGGAUGAAAAGAGUCCCAUUCAGCUUGUUCAGAUGCCACGUGUGAUUGUGGAGCGAAGUACCACUGGAAGUCAGGGCCGAAUUGUUCAGCUGAGUAAUGCGUUCACACAGACCUUUCACAGCAGGAAGCCUUUCUUUUCCUCCUGGUAGCAACAAAAACGUGUGGGAAGAGUAAGUUUCUCUUGACUUCAGAAAGCUACUUCUGUGUAAAGGCUCUGCAAUAAUGUACUUCUGUUGUAUGCCAAGAGCUCUGACUGCCAACACCUCAGAACUUAAAUUCUAAAGACUUAAGAAAUGUAUUUUGAAUGUAAUAAAAGUUUACAAUUUUUGUGUCAAAAUUGUGAAUUCUUAUGUCAGGGAUGAGAAGAACUUGUCCAUACUGUAUUUUUAUACGCUAAGUUAAUGUAUUCCGAGUAAGGGAAGCUACACAGUUUGCAUAUGCUGAGAAACUACUUUUGAAUACAACAGAAAUUCUUUUUGUUUCAUACAAAUGUGAGAACCUGUACACUAUUGACUUCUUUUAUAUGGUCUUUAAAAAAAAUAAUUGCAGAAUGUUAUCUUUGAUUGUAAAAAUGCUUUUCCCUGGAAUUUCUUCCUGAUAUUUUAAGCUGUUUGUAGAGUUUUGUAGGCUAGUUACUUGAGAAGUCAUGCACUUUAAAUA